This is a messenger RNA of Geodia barretti, 785 nucleotides long. Lineage: Eukaryota; Metazoa; Porifera; Demospongiae; Tetractinellida; Geodiidae. The record is from the annotation of a GenBank genome assembly.
AUGUCCUCCGACCCUCUCAACUUCUUCGCAGCAGGAGACGAUAGCUCUGAUUCUGAGGAGGAAGAAGACGCUGGAGACUCCCGUACAGACAAACCCUCUGAGGCUGUGAAUGACGGGGCAGACAAACUCCCUUCACCCAACUCCCUCUUCAAGUCGGUGGGCCGGCCUUCCUUCCUUAACAACCCCAACGAAAAGUUCAUCGACUGGGACAAAUUUGUUAAGAAGAACACGGAGGUAGAGGAGCCCUCUGUCCACGAGAGAGAAGGCUACGUCGCCAUUCCUCCACCGGACAGCCUCAAGGAGAAAUCUGGCCCCGUCACCAGCAGCCUGACUCGCACCAUUCUCGGUACCGGCACUGUUGAAUUCUCUUCGCCUCCCGUCAGGUACGACAACGGGCCUGUAUCCAGCGGGACUGGAACUUCGGCGGUAACUAGUGUUAGAGAGACCCCAGGGGAUACUCAGCGGCAGGUGAAACGUGCUCAAGAGGGGGCAAGCGAGUCCGAGACGUCUGAAUCCCCAGCGGCGAAGAAAGCAAAGGGGGCACUAUUUAGAGUGAAGGAGAAGAGAAAGAGGGACAUUGGGCAAUCUUCUCGAGGGAAGAACUAUGUCGAAGAAGAAAAGAGAAUUCUUAGACAACAAUUUGGCUCUGAUCCAAUACUUAGCUAACUCCCCACUCACCGCAUUAUAUCUGUAUGCUACAUUUCUUUGACUCUAGGUCUUUUGAAGAAAAAAAUAUUGGAAAAGAUGGCGCAAUAAAACUAUGUACAAAAAGUGAUGGACAUUGU